Molecule: messenger RNA, 2158 nt
Organism: Engraulis encrasicolus (European anchovy)
Lineage: Eukaryota; Metazoa; Chordata; Actinopteri; Clupeiformes; Engraulidae
Gene: cyp19a1b
Product: brain aromatase
Exons: 10
Coding region: 1-1728 (575 amino acids)
Biological process (GO): response to estradiol; female gonad development
Cellular component (GO): endoplasmic reticulum
Molecular function (GO): iron ion binding; heme binding; aromatase activity
Source: RefSeq, a predicted model, not a curated record
AUGUCAUCUGCCAUCAUGGUGACGUUGACGAUUCUGUUCUGUCUACUGGUUGUCUGCUGGCAGUGCAUGUCCACAGAGUCCUCAAUACCAGGGCCAUACUAUUGCCUGGGCUUGGGUCCUCUACUCACCUACACACACUUCAUGUAUGCUGGCAUCGGAGCUGCCUGCAAGUACUACAACUGCCGAUAUGGCAGCAUCGCCCGUGUCUGGAUCCAGGGGAGGGAAACUCUCAUCUUCAGCAGUUCCUCUGCAGUGUACCAUGUGCUGCGGAGCCCCAACUACACCCUCCGCUUUGGCAGUGAGCGAGGCCUGCAGUGUUUGGGCAUGCACGAGAGAGGCAUCAUUUUCAACAGUGACCCUGAGCUGUGGAGAAAGGUCCGCACCUACUUCACUAAAGCCCUGUCAGGUCCGGGGCUUCAGAGGACGGUGGCCGUGUGUGUGAGUGCCACCUGUAAGGGUUUGGAUCAGCUGUCCGCCUUUACUGGCCCCGCGGGACACGUGGAUGUGCUGAACCUGCUGCGCUGCAUCAUACUGGACGUCUCCAAUCGCCUCUUCCUAGGCGUGCCUCUCAACGAGCGGGAGCUGGUGGUGAAGAUCAACAGCUACUUUGACAGCUGGCAGGCUGUGCUGAUCAAGCCAGACAUCUUCUUCAAGAUGGACUGGAGCUGGAGGAAGCACAAGCAUGCUGCCCAGGAACUGCAGGAUGCUAUAGAGUUGCUUGUGGAGGAGAAGCGAAGGCUGAUUGCAGAGUCUGAGAAGCCGGAGGAGCAUGACUUUGCAACAGACCUCAUAUUUGCUCAGAACCGUGGUGAGCUGAAUGCAGUGGAUGUGAGGCAGUGUGUGUUGGAGAUGGUGAUUGCGGCCCCUGACACCCUCUCAGUCAGCCUCUUCUUCAUGCUCAUGCUGCUCAAGCAGAACCCUGCCGUGGACGAACAGAUCAUCCAAGAGAUGGACUCCGCCUUAGGUGAAAGGGAGGUGCAGAACUCGGACAUGCAGAGCCUGCCCACUCUGGAGAGCUUCAUCAAUGAGUCGCUACGUUUCCACCCCGCCGUCGACUUCAUCAUGAGGAGGGCGCAGGAAGAUGACGUCAUCGAUGGCUACAAGGUGGCCAGAGGGACAAAUAUCAUUCUGAACAUUGGGCUGAUGCACCACUCUGAGUUCUUCCUGAAACCUCAUGAAUUCAACCUGGAGAAUUUUGCUGGGAAUGUGCCGAAGCGCUACUUCCAGCCGUUUGGCUGCGGGCCACGCGGCUGCGUGGGCAAGCACAUCGCCAUGGUGAUGCUGAAGGCGGUUCUGGUGGCGCUGCUGUCACGCUUCAGCCCCUCCCCCCACCAGGGACGCACGCUGGCCACCCUCCGCCACACGGACAACCUGUCACACCACCCGGUGGAGGAGCAGGGCAACGCGCUCGCCAUGUACUUCAUACCACGCAACACACACACACACACACACACACACACACACACACACACACACACACACACACACACACACACACACACACCAAAGUAUUCAAAGUCAUCACACAAUAGAACAGUAACACAUAGACUUCUUCCUAGCCACAGUCAGGCCCGGGCUUGUGUUAGAAGAGCACAGCACACAAAAGUUAACAGACUCCACCGUUGCUCAGUCCUCCUGCUUUAUAAACGUGUGUGUGUGUGUGUGUGUGUGUGUGUAUGUGUAGCAGUCGUACAUCGGCCAAGUCUUCCUUCACUACACAGCAUUUAGCCAGUGAUACUUGCAAACACACUUAUUCUCAAAUGAUCAAUCUGUGACAACACACACAUACACAUUCACAUUAUGUACACAGACUCACAUGUAUUGAGUGCACUUGGUAAUCCUCACAGCGUAUUCACACUUCUUCCGGAUAUCAGCAAAGUCCAAAUGCUGGUGCCCCUACUCUGCUCUACUGGGUGCAGUACUGUUAGAGCUGCUCUUCAAUAUGGAAGAGGAACCGGAAACUGUCCCCAUCACUGCUGAAUGAUACUCCCCAGUAUACAGUAGAAUAACCUGCUUCACGAGAUCCCUCAAGUUUCAAGAACUUUGUUGAAUGUGGUUCCUUUAAGACUGUAGUGCUGUUGCUGCUGCAUGAUGUAUGUACGUGUGUGUGUGUGUGUGUGUGUGUGUGUGUGUGUGUGUGUGUGUGUGUGUGUGUGUG